This is a messenger RNA of Stylophora pistillata, 2273 nucleotides long. RefSeq names its product glutathione hydrolase 1 proenzyme. Gene Ontology annotation, biological process: glutathione catabolic process. NCBI's taxonomy places the organism in Eukaryota, Metazoa, Cnidaria, Anthozoa, Scleractinia, Pocilloporidae. Gene Ontology annotation, molecular function: glutathione gamma-glutamate hydrolase. The record is from RefSeq and is a predicted model, not a curated record. Gene Ontology annotation, cellular component: plasma membrane.
ACGGGUGGUCUCGGAAAUCCGUAAGAAUCGAACUCGAGUUUAGACUUUCUUUCAACGUUCGAGGUGCAUUUUCGUUGCAAAAUGGAAGCCACGAUGAGCGACAGAUGGAGGAUCACAAUAGUUGUGGGUACGGGGGUGAUUUCACUUUUGGGGAUGGGUGGCCUUCUUAAGAGUAUAGAAGAUUCCCCCGAUCAAUCAUCUCGCAGCUACGAUAGAGGGGCCGUUGCCACGGAUACACCAAAAUGCUCUGAAAUCGGACAAAACAUCCUUAACGAUGGCGGUUCCGCAGUGGAUGCUGCCAUCGCUGCCAUGUUCUGUUUGGGUGUGGUCAGCAUGCACUCAUCAGGGAUAGGAGGUGGGGGAGUGAUGUUGGUGUACAAUCAAACAUUUAAGACAGCAACAGUCAUCGACUUCAGAGAAACUGCCCCAGCCACAGCCGACAAGAACAUGUUUAAAGAUAACAAGGAAAAAGCCGACAAAGGUGGUCUGUCCAUCGCUGUUCCAGGUGAGGUGCGCGGUAUGCAUGAGGCUUGGAAACGACAUGGUCGGUUACUAUGGAAACACCUUGUUCAACCCGCCAUCGAUUUGGCCAAAAAUGGGUUUAAAGUUACUAAAGCACUGGAUGAUGUACUUAAAAACACACCUAGAAUUGAGGAGGAUAUUGAGAAAGACCCAGGUUUAAGUGAAUUGCUCCUGGUUGACGGAACGCUCGUUAAAGAAGGAGUCGAAAUAAAGAAUGAAAAGUACGCAACGACCCUUGAAAAAGUGCGGGACGAUCCAAACUCUUUUUAUAUCGGAGCUCUCGCCAAAGAGAUAGUUUCUGAUAUUGCGAGAGUCCAUGGAAAGGUGACUGACACAGAUUUAAAAUAUUAUUAUCCGAUCCCGAGAAAUCCAUACCGGAGAGAACUCAUGGACAUGAAAAUGUACCUGACCCCACCCCCGACAAGUGGCGCCGUGCUUGGACUCAUAUUGAAUAUUUUGCGAGGGUACAAUAUGAAGUCGUCAGCCGUUCAGGACAAGAAGUCCACUGUGCUUACGUAUCACAGAAUUAUCGAAUCCUUUAAGUUCAGUUAUGCUUGGCGCAGUCGGCUUGGAGAUCCGCAGUUCGAUUCAAACAUCUGGAGAAGAGCAUUACAGAUGUUGGAUCCAAACACUGGUAAUCGCAUCCGUACCAAAAUAUGGGAUAAUAAGACCCACAGAGAUGUAAGGUAUUACGCAGAUUCCUUUUCAAACGCUGAUUACGGUACGACACACGUGUCUGUUCUGGCCCCUAAUGGAGACGCGGUUUCCGUGACAUCUACUAUCAACAUGAGGUUUGGUGCUAAAUAUCGAUCCACCACCACAGGCAUUAUCUACAACAAUGAAAUGGCAGAUUUUGAUAUUCCUGAUCACGAAAGAGUGGAUGGUAUUUCUCCCUCCCCAGUCAAUUUUCCAGGGCCUGGCAAGCGACCGUUCUCCUCCAUGUGUCCCACUAUUUUAACCGAUAACGACGGAUAAGUUCGGCUUGUUAUCGGUGCCUCUGGUGGGAAAAUGAUAACCACAGCUGUGUCUCUGGUCUUGAUGAACAAACUCUGGUUCGGUUAUGACUUGUCUAAGGCGGUAAAUGAACCGCGAUUGCAUUCGCAAUUGGUGCCUGAUCAAGAAGUAUUUUAUGAAAAAGACCACCCCAUUAAAGAUAACGUAAUAGAAGGCUUGAUAGAGCUAGGUCACAAAGUCGCCGGCAGUGAUAUUUUUGCUGUGGUGCAGGCGAUUUCUAGGGAACCUCGAGGAAAAAUAUAUGCCAAGUCUGACCCGAGAAAGCAUGGUGAGCCCGCGGGUCAAUAACUGUUAGGUCCCGUGGCACUCGCCUAACCUUAACUUGCUUUAAAAAGCUACCUAGAGUAGUAGAAACCCUAUAUUCUAUAAAAUUGGCAGACAAAAUGCUAUGAGGCUGAGAACCAGUAAUAAAGGAUAGAAAAUGCAUUUUCUUUUUCAUUUUUAUAGCAGUUAUCGGACAUCUUUUGCCGAAAUUAGCGUUUGUAGAUAAUAUUUAUAAACGAUCUUAGCUUAUGAUUCCUGUCUGUGAUAGGGUCCUCGAACAUUGUUUUGUUUUGAAUCAUGAUAAAUGAAACGGACAAAAGCGUUGAUUUCAUUCACUCUUUUUGCAUUGAUUUAAUUCUCUUAGAAUUACCUUUUCAUUACGUUCGACUCAGCUCGUCAUGGAUGCGUUGAGUUUGCUUUGCUUAGGUACAAAAUACAUGCUAUAGAUUUAAUAAAAGGAACUGUUUACAGCA